Girardinichthys multiradiatus is the source of this 1529-nucleotide messenger RNA. It is a transcript of the gene mnx1, whose product is annotated as motor neuron and pancreas homeobox 1. Gene Ontology annotation, molecular function: sequence-specific double-stranded DNA binding; DNA-binding transcription factor activity, RNA polymerase II-specific. Gene Ontology annotation, cellular component: nucleus. The record is from RefSeq and is a predicted model, not a curated record. The coding region runs from base 94 to 1050 and encodes 318 amino acids. Gene Ontology annotation, biological process: endocrine pancreas development; neuron projection morphogenesis; central nervous system development. Lineage: Eukaryota; Metazoa; Chordata; Actinopteri; Cyprinodontiformes; Goodeidae. The transcript is spliced from 3 exons.
UCAUCAACUUCUGAAAGUUGAGGAAAACAGGGCUGAUUUCGUCUCCAGUUUAGCGGCCGCAGAGGCGACCAGGACGCGCACAAGGCCGAACCAAUGGAGAAAUCCAAAAACUUUCGAAUCGACGCGCUUCUGGCAGUCGAUACACCCAAGGCGCAGACCUCUCCGCUGGCACUUGUGACUUCCCUGUCCUCCGCUUCCUCCUCCUCCAUCCCGUCGUCUAGAAGCGGAUCGGCCCCGGAGCUCAUAGCAGCCGCCGAGUCUUUACGCGCCGAGACGCCGCCGUCUCCGCCGAGGAUUUCCACCUGCGGGCUCAUUCCUAAACCGGGGUUCCUGAACAGCGCGCACGGCAUGGUCGGACUACACCCGCAGAGCAGCGCGGGGAUCCCGGCGCAGGCUCUCUACGGCCAUCCCAUGUACACAUACUCCGCCGCUGCGCUCACGGGCCAACACCCCGCACUGUCCUACUCCUAUCCGCACAGCUCGCAUCACCACCACACCAGUGAUCCCAUUAAGCUGACGGCCAGCACCUUCCAGCUGGAUCACUGGCUCCGGGUGUCCACAGCUGGGAUGAUGCUCCCAAAAAUGUCCGAUUUUAAUGCUCAGACGCAGUCAAACCUGCUUGGGAAGUGCAGAAGACCGAGGACUGCAUUCACCAGCCAGCAGCUGCUGGAACUGGAGCAUCAGUUCAAGCUGAACAAGUAUCUGUCGCGACCAAAGCGCUUCGAGGUGGCCACGUCGCUCAUGCUUACAGAAACUCAGGUGAAGAUUUGGUUCCAGAACAGACGCAUGAAGUGGAAGAGGAGCAAGAAGGCCAAAGAGCAGGCCGCCCAGGAGGCCGAGAAGCAGAAAGGCACCAACAAGAGCGGCCAGGAGAAAUCAGAAGGACUCGAACAGUCGGAUUAUCACAGCAAGACGGACUCAAAAAACGGUAGAAUAAGAGACUUCAGGGACAGCGACGACGACGAAGGUGACAGUUUCUUGUACAACUCGUCGGACUGCUCUUCAGACGAGGAGCGAAAUCAUAACAGCGACGCCAGUCCGCAGCCUUAACUGAGCUGAUCUUCAACUUACUGACUGAAGUUUCACUGUAAAAAAAAUAUAUGCUGCAAUGCAGUUGCAUGCUAUCCAAGAUCUUUCCUAUAAAAAUAUGCAAAAAAUCUAACUGCGAUGUUAAAAAAGAAGUAAUAAAUAACAAGGUCUGCAUUUUCUUUAGGUUAUACUCAUUCCGCAACCACUGAAUGAAGCCGUAAAGAGGAUCAGAAGUGGUGAGAUUCUGCUGUUACUGUAUGUUUGGUUUGUCAGCAAAAAAAAAAAAAAAAAACAUUGUUAGAGGCCAUAAAACAAAAUUAUUCACAGCAAUUUGACAAAUGACGCGAAAAAAAAGUAUUUUUCUAUACUGUAUUUAUACAAUAAACUGCUAAUAGAAAAUGCAUGCAGAAAUAAUCUUUUAGGCUUUAUCUUCCUGCAGAUGAUGUAAAAUAGAAUGUUAUUUUUAUUUUAAAAUUAAAAUCAGUUUAUGUUUUGGCGCA